This is a messenger RNA of Panicum virgatum (switchgrass), 774 nucleotides long. Its product is annotated as probable WRKY transcription factor 70. NCBI's taxonomy places the organism in Eukaryota, Viridiplantae, Streptophyta, Magnoliopsida, Poales, Poaceae. Gene Ontology annotation, molecular function: DNA-binding transcription factor activity; sequence-specific DNA binding. Gene Ontology annotation, biological process: regulation of DNA-templated transcription. The transcript is spliced from 2 exons. The record is from RefSeq and is a predicted model, not a curated record. Bases 1 to 774 code for a protein of 257 amino acids.
AUGGCGACGGCUGAUCGUGCUUCCGCAGCGUGCGGCGUCAUGGCCGAGGCGCGGGAGGCGACCGCCCGUCUGCUGGCCCUCCUCCAGGCCACGGGCGCGGAUCCUGGCAAGCGAGAGCUCGCCGAGCAGAUCAUCUGCUGCAUCGACCGCGCUCGGGCCGCGGUGCGCGGCGCCGGCGAUGGCACGGGCAAGACGACGGGGCAUGGGUUCGGAUUGGGAGCUCGGCCUCCAGCCGGAUCCAAGAGAAGAAGAGCGAGGAGGGGAUGCGGAGAAGAAGCGCGAGCAAGGGUCGUAGCAAGCUCCGCAAUGGACGACGGCUACGCGUGGAGGAAGUACGGGGAGAAGAGCAUCCAGGACCACAAGAAUCCGAGGUUCUAUUUCCGCUGCACCUACAGGGAUGAGCUCGGCUGCGGCGCCAGGAAGCAGGUCGACCGGAUAGAGGACGACCCGUCCCUGUUCCACAUCACCUACUUCGGCGAGCACACGCCGGCGUGCCCCAGGGACGACGCGGCUACGGCCGAGCUGGACGGGGACGGCCGCCGCCUCGUGGUGCAGGCUUGCCUGGACAGCUUCAGGCCGUGCUUGCCGCCGGAGGGCCAGGAUCCUAAGCAGAUGCCAGCGAGCAUGGUCGAGUUCACGGCGGGGUACUGCUGGCCACCGACGGAUCAGAUGGCGAACUUGGUUUCUUCGGAUGUUUGCUUUGGAACCCCAGGAGAGCUGGAAUCUUUGGAUGCCAUCAGCAUGGAGGAACUCAUGGAUUUAUUGUGGCCAUGA